Messenger RNA from Exophiala mesophila, 2440 nucleotides. RefSeq lists its product as uncharacterized. Gene Ontology annotation, molecular function: NADH dehydrogenase activity. The record is from RefSeq and is a predicted model, not a curated record. The transcript is spliced from 2 exons. Lineage: Eukaryota; Fungi; Ascomycota; Eurotiomycetes; Chaetothyriales; Herpotrichiellaceae. The coding region runs from base 356 to 2083 and encodes 575 amino acids.
CGUGGCUCGGGUCAGGGGAAUGUCCUCGCAUUAUGACUCUAAUCUGACCUUUUCCCUUGCCCCUCCUCCGUGUCCCGUAUCCCGUAUCUCACCAUUUACAUCAUCUGAACCAUCUGGGUCUUUGAGGUCCAUGAUCCCGUGAAUAUCCUUGAGGAUCCGUUGAGAUCAUCCACUCAACCAAUCCUCCUCUCAUGCACCCAUAGACUUUUGUGAAUACUCCUGUUCCCAAUCAUGAUUUUUGUCACCUGUCGCAUUCCCAAUCUCCUCGAACCUGACGGGCACCUUCUUCUUCUAACAGUGGUGAGGUCAAGUUGGCAGUUGCCAUCAGUGUAGUUGAUCGCGACUUCCUGCUGACAUGCACCUGCGACCAUGUUUUCUGUCUUCGUGGCAGAAGCACUUCAAUUUAUUGAUACACCACCAUGUCCGUCUUGGAUCUCGUGUGCCUCAAAGCACAGUCACUGUUCUACCUCUUCAAUUGAGGGGCCUGGCCACAUCAGUUACCCCGAGAGAUCGACCUGAGGACGACAAAAGAGAACAAGUGGUAAUUCUGGGAAGUGGGUGGGCUGGUUAUGUGUUAUCUCGAAAACUUGACCCGGCCAAGUAUCGUGUCCUCGUUGUCUCGCCGCGGUCUUACUUUGUCUUUACUCCUCUUCUCAAUGACACCUCUGUGGGAACCCUCGAAUUCCGUCAUGUGCUCGAGUCUGUUCGUAAGCGCAACAGCCACGUCGAGUAUAUGCAGGGCUGGGCCGAUGAUGUCAAUUUCAAGGAUAAGAUGAUCACCGUCGAGCCUUCGGUCCUGGAUCCGGUCGUCGGCCAUGCCCUCACCGGCCCUCGAGUCAGCCCGUUAGAACCAAACAUGGCUUUGGUCGGCGGUACUGGCCGCGACCAAGUGCCAACCUUUGCCAUUCACUAUGACAAACUCGUCAUCGCUGUGGGAUGCUACAGUCAAACUUUUAAUACCAAAGGGGUGCGAGAAAAUGCCAUGUUUCUCAAAGACGUGCGUGAUGCCCAAGCCAUCCGUCGCCGCAUCCUCGAACUAUUCGAACUCGCUCAUCUUCCCAUCAUCUCCGAGGAGACCAAGCGAUACCUCCUCCAUUUCGCCAUUGUUGGUGGCGGUCCCACCGGCAUGGAAUUUGCCGCUUGUCUCUCCGACUUGAUCAACGACGACCUUGUCAAAACACACCCUGACCUGAUCAAAUACGUUCGCAUCACUCUCUACGAUGUUGCACCUAAAGUGCUCCCCAUGUUCGACGCCACUCUUGCCGAUUACGCCGUCAAACAAUACCGACGUCGCGACAUCGACAUCCGCACCUCGCACCAUGUCGAGGAGCUUCGCAAGGGAUUCCCCAAUGACCCUGAAGCCGCGCGAAACCAAGACUCGGAAGUCAAAGGUCGUGUCUACACCAUCCGAACCAAGGAAGACGGUGAUGUCGGCAUCGGUCUUUGCGUAUGGAGUACAGGCAACAUGAACAAUCCUUUCGUUGCCAAAGCCCUUGACCACGUCCGACGCUUUCCCACCGCUUCCGCUCACAUCACCAGUGGUGAAGAUCAAGUCCAAGACCCUAAUGCUCGUCAAUGGACGAUAGACCGUGAUCCCAAGACCGGUGUCAUCCUCGUCGAUGACCAUUUUCGCGUCAACCUCAGCACAGGGACGAUUCCCGAAAGUCAGCACGGGGAAUCUACCCAACCCCGACACGCCUACGUCAAGGAUGUCUUCGCCUUGGGAGACACGACCAAGUUGAAAUCUGGCGCUUUGCCCGCCACGGCUCAGGUGGCAAAUCAACAAGCUCUCUGGCUAGGCAAAGCUUUAAAUCGCUACCCAGAUCCAGAGGACUUUGCCCGACAGAAAGGCUUCACUUUCAAGAACAUGGGCGUGUUCACAUAUGUUGGCGGGGCCAAGGCAGUAUUGCAAGGCCCGCAGACGGAUCGCAAUGGAGUGGCAAAGGGGCUCAAAGGAUGGAUCGCCUUUUUGGUCUGGCGAGGGGCAUAUCUGACCAUGACUCUUAGUUGGAGGAACAAGUUUUUGGUGCCGAUGCAGUGGCUGGCCGUCAAGAUUUGGGGCCGAGACUUGUCGAGAUUCUGAACAGGCCAGUGUCUUUUUUUUCUUCAAGCAAGAGUUUGUUGAUGGUGGGUGCGAAUGCCUCUGGCCAUCACCGGCUGUCAGGAGUUUGCUGAGUCAUGUGCGGAAAUACGAGAUUUGGUGUUGCAUUCCCCAAACCUCCACUGUCCUCAUAGCAUCAUUACUAAGGCUCACGUGCGAACCAAGCGUAGAGCAUCGUAGCUGAGAUUCGUGAAUGCCGCCUUUGCCCGUGCACGGCGUAUUUACAGUUCGAGCUGCUGGCUUUUGUUGUAUACCCCUACAUGCUGACAUAUGCCUGUCCUGCAAAACAUUUCCCAGACAACCACCCCAAUCCUUCAGUAGGCCGAUAUAAGAACAAAG